Molecule: messenger RNA, 1880 nt
Organism: Coffea arabica (coffee)
Lineage: Eukaryota; Viridiplantae; Streptophyta; Magnoliopsida; Gentianales; Rubiaceae
Biological process (GO): protein phosphorylation
Molecular function (GO): protein binding; protein kinase activity; ATP binding
Source: RefSeq, a predicted model, not a curated record
AGCCAAAAUCAAUUCUUUGGUAGUAUUCCAGAAUGCUUAGGAAAUAUGACAAAUUUGAGACAGAUUUUUCUAGACUCCAACAGGUUGACUUCCAUGAUACCUGCUAACCUAUUGAGCAUGAAAGAUCUCCAAAUUCUCAACCUUUCAUCAAAUUUCUUAAGUGGAUCGCUACCUUUGGAGAUCGGGAACCUCAAAGCAGCAUAUAGUUUAGAUAUCUCGUUCAAUCAAUUAUCAGACAAAAUCCCUACAACCAUUGGAGAGCUGCAAGCUUUACAGAGCCUUUCAUUGGCGAAAAAUAAUUUGCAGGGUUCUAUACCAGAAUCAUUUAGCUAUAUAGUCAGCUUGGAAUUCUUGGACCUUUCACACAAUAAUCUCUCUGGUGUAAUACCCAAGUCAAUGGAGGCACUCAAAUCUCUCAAGGAAUGCAAUGUUUCUUUUAAUAGAUUAAGUGGCGAAAUUCCUCGAGAUGGUCCCUUCAGAAACUUUACAGGUCAAUUGUUCAUGAACAAUGAAGGACUCUGUGGUGACCCAAGGCUUAGUGUUCCACUAUGUCAGAGUAAUUCAAUUAGAAGAUCGAGCAAAAGAAAGGUGCUUCUACUUGUCAUUAGUCUGUCAGGGAUGGCAGCAAUACUGAUAAUAGCAAUUGGAGCAUUAUUGAAUCUAAGGUGGCUAAAGAAACCAAAGAGUUCUAGUGGAAUAGAGUUGAUGUCAGCGGCAAAAUAUGAAAGAUUUUCAUACUAUGACCUUUUGCACUCAACCGAUAACUACAAUGAAAGCAAUUUGCUUGGAGAAGGGAGCUAUGGUUCUGUUUACAAAGGGAUCCUAAGUGAUGGCACUAUUGUGGCUAUCAAGGUAUUCAACUUGCUAGUGGAAGGUUCAUUAAAAAGUUUUGAUAAAGAAUGCGAGGUUCUAAAGAGUUUACGCCAUCGAAAUCUUAUAAAAGUGCUCGGCAGCUGCUGUAACCUUAAUUUUAAAGCCUUGGUACUCAAAUACAUGCCCAAUGGGAAUCUUGAGAAGUGGUUGUACUCUCACAACCAUUUUUUAGAUAUGUUCCAAAGAAUAAACAUAAUGAUUGACGUUGCUUGUGCAUUGGAAUAUCUCCAUUAUGGUUAUGAUGCUCCUGUGGUACAUUGUGACUUGAAGCCCAGUAAUAUCUUGCUUGAUGAAGAUAUGGCUGCCCAUGUAAGUGACUUUGGUAUAGCAAAAAUGUUUGGCCAAGGAGAAAGUAUUUUGCAUACCAAUACCCUUGCAACACUGGGAUACAUUGCACCAGAGUAUGGAUCGGAGGGGAUAGUUUCAACAAGAAUUGAUGUAUACAGUUUUGGAAUAGUUUUGAUGGAAAUUUUUUCAAGGAUAAGGCCUGGUGAUGAAACGUUUUCAGGAGAUUUAAGCCUUAAAAGUUGGGUAGAAGAUUCUCUUCCUGAUGCACUUCAGGUCGUUGAUGCAAACUUAAUUAGGCCAGAGGAUGAGCAUUUCACUGACAAGCUGAAGUGUGUUACAUUGAUUAUGAAAUUGGCUUUGAACUGCUGUACAGAAUGUCCAAGAGAAAGGAUCAGUAUGAAAGAUGUUUUAGCAGAACUAAUAAAGAUCAAGCAUCAAUUUCAAUUUCUGAUGACACAUACUGUCAGGUCUUGAUCAUAUCAGAAACAAUGCUUUUGGCCAAUGCAAAUAGAUGCUUCAGUAUAAUUUGUAAGCUUGAUUUAUUUUGAAGGUCAGAGAGAGAUGUACAUUAUUCCGAGAGAGAGAUCUAGAGGUGUCAUCUACAUCGCAUUUGGACUUUCAGUUAUAGGGAACAUUGCAUAAGGGGCUUUAUUUUGCUUUUCUUUUUCCUUUUUUUAAUUCUGACUGAGUUCUUAGCUACCUUUUAGUUUAAACAAUCU